Messenger RNA from Perca flavescens (yellow perch), 1674 nucleotides. It is a transcript of the gene june, whose product is annotated as JunE proto-oncogene, AP-1 transcription factor subunit. The coding region runs from base 182 to 1225 and encodes 347 amino acids. NCBI's taxonomy places the organism in Eukaryota, Metazoa, Chordata, Actinopteri, Perciformes, Percidae. The transcript is spliced from 2 exons. Gene Ontology annotation, biological process: regulation of cell population proliferation; regulation of cell cycle; regulation of transcription by RNA polymerase II. The record is from RefSeq and is a predicted model, not a curated record. Gene Ontology annotation, molecular function: DNA-binding transcription factor activity, RNA polymerase II-specific; transcription factor binding; RNA polymerase II cis-regulatory region sequence-specific DNA binding. Gene Ontology annotation, cellular component: transcription regulator complex.
CUCGGAUCGUUCAGCAGCUCUCUGCUUCUCUCUGCACUCGCCUUCUCUUCUUCUCUUCGUCUCUACUUCUCUACGUCCUGCCUUCAUCCUCCAGCCGCCGACGUCAGGGGAACGUUUCAAUCCCCUCUGAUAUUCAGGGUAAUCUGAUUAUGAAGAUUUCCUCUGAGACGCCUUUUUGUCAAUGACAGCUAAGAUGGAGACACCUUUCUACCACGAUGACUCCCGCUUGGCUGAAGUCGUCCCCGGCUUCAGCCAGAUCGCAGAAUACGAGCGUUACCCGGGAAGCAAGAUGCUGAUGAAUAAGAAGGUCAUGUCAAUGGUGGGCAGUCAUCACUUCCCAGGCGGUGGUGCAGCAGGAGGAAGGGGCGGGAACCACCACAACCUUGGGCUCGCCGGCAACAGCUCCUUGAUGACAUCAGCGGCGCCAUCGACGGACAUGAAUCUGCUGAAGCUGGCGUCCCCUGACCUGGAGCACCUGAUCAUCCAGUCCAACCAAGGACUGGUCACCACCUGUCCCGUGUCGAACUCCAACAAUCCCUUCAUGUACCGCAACCAGGCCACCAACGAGCAAGAAGGAUUUGCUGAUGGCUUUGUCAAAGCGCUCGCAGACCUUCACAAGCAGAACCAGCUGGUGGGAGGUGGCUCCAUGUCCCCGUCCUCGUCCUCCACCGUCUCCCUGCAGACAUCCUACCAGAGGAACCUGAUGUCCAGCGGAGACAUGCCCGUCUACACCAAUCUCAGCAGCUACAACCCAGGCCAGGUGACGUACCCUGUGGGGCAGAUGGCGUACGGUAGCGCCUCAGGCCAUGGUGGUGGUGGAGCCCCUCAACACCACACCCGAGGCAUGGACGCCCCUCAGACUGUCCCUGAGGUGCCUCAACCGCCGGGCGACCCCACAUCCCCGCCCUCCCUCUCCCCGAUAGACCUGGAGACACAGGAACGGAUCAAAGCAGAACGCAAGAAGCUCCGCAACCGUAUCGCCGCGUCCAAGUGCCGCAAGCGGAAGCUGGAGCGGAUCUCGCGGCUUGAGGAGAAGGUGAAGGUUCUUAAGAACCAGAACUCGGACCUGGCCUCCACCGCCGCCAUGCUGCGGGAGCAGGUUGCACAGCUAAAACAGAAGGUCAUGAGUCACGUCACCAACGGCUGCCAAAUCGCUGUUGGCUCGGCCACUGCAAAGUCUGGAGGAGGAGGGGGAGGCACCGGCAGCGAGGACUCCAGCUGCUGAGGAGGCGGGACACCAGGAGAAUGUGCGUGGGAAAAUAAGCCGAUAGGUCGAGAGGCCGAGGGUUUACUUUGACCAUUUUGUCGUUUUGCUCGAACUCUCGGUCGGAGCGAGGCAGAGAGCGAGACGUCAGUGACGCCUCAACAGGACAGAUGGACGUUUAACGGGAUUUAUGUAGCCCUGUAAACCGCUGUCAAUCACCCAGCCAGAGGGGGGCGGGGCUUAGAGGAGAGAGAGGAGACAGAAGCACAUGAGCUAAGUUGUGACGUUGAAUUUGACAGGUGAACUACAUUUACUGACAAAUUUCCAAUUUUUAUUUUCAGAUGUCAUCUCAGUAAAUAAACUGGACUGGAAAGAAUGGAAACAAUGUUCCACCACUGAUUUUAUUCUAAGUUACAGUAAAAAUAUUGUUUGAAUAACUAACAUGUUAAAAUAAUUUUUUACAGUGUGAU